AUGACCACCACCACCAACACCCCCAAGACGAGCAACACCAAGGCACAGCAGGGCUCAGUGACGUCGCCCGAGGCCGGCAACACUCAGGGGUACCAGGGCCAUGCUGGAGUCCACGAGCAGUCACAGUGGGACGAGUACCAAGGGCAGCAGAUGAGCCACCCGUCCGACUUUGCCUUCAUUGGGUCCCAGUUCGACGUCAAGUAUGCCGUCCCCUUUAUGCCUUUGCUUCCUAAACAUCAUCGCCCUUGACUAAUCACUGGUCACAUGCAGUCAGCACCAAGGGGGCCAGCACUAGACACAAGCAUCACAUCCCGACGUCCUCAAUGCUUCCCACUUGCACC
This is a messenger RNA of Gaeumannomyces tritici R3-111a-1, 341 nucleotides long. RefSeq lists its product as hypothetical. The coding region runs from base 1 to 249 and encodes 82 amino acids. The transcript has 2 exons. NCBI's taxonomy places the organism in Eukaryota, Fungi, Ascomycota, Sordariomycetes, Magnaporthales, Magnaporthaceae. The record is from RefSeq and is a predicted model, not a curated record.